Uranotaenia lowii is the source of this 794-nucleotide messenger RNA. RefSeq lists its product as uncharacterized. The coding region runs from base 74 to 718 and encodes 214 amino acids. The record is from RefSeq and is a predicted model, not a curated record. NCBI's taxonomy places the organism in Eukaryota, Metazoa, Arthropoda, Insecta, Diptera, Culicidae. The transcript is spliced from 2 exons.
GAUUUUUUUUGUUUGUCGUGUAAAGCGUGUCGUGUUUGUUUAUCAUGCCGGUUUUUAUUCCACAAAAAGUGAAAUGAAUCUGAAUUUUAUGUUAACAGAAAUAUCCCUGCAGCUUUUGGGGAACAAAUUUUACGAUGUAAACGGCCAAGAGACAGAUAACCUGAAGGAUUUGUUUUCGGCACAAACCGGUGGCACGCCAGUUCAACCACAGCAGCGAAGUAUACACAACGGGCAGCAGAAGCGUCAAAAGGAAUCGGAUUUUUUAUCCCAAAUAGGAUUGCCAAAUGGAUUCGAUAGUCUGCUCGAAGACAGCGAACAAUAUGUUGAAAGCCAGUUUCGUGAAUUUAUAGAAACCCUGAGGGACCGAGUCGAGUGCAUGGCUUCCUCUGGUGAAGGCGGUCAGCCCAGCGCAUCGGUGGGCAGAAGUAAAUGGCAAUUUCAGACCGAGCUCAGCGAAAUGCGUAUACGAUCUCAGCGAGAGUUGGUCAGGAUGGUUAGCCAUUCGAAGCAGAUGAUGAACCUGUUCCUAGAAACACUGCAACCGGACGCUGAUCGAAAUUGGGAAUCCACCAAAUACAAAGAGGAGGAACGUCACCAGCUUCUGAACGAGUACAACAGCCUAUUAUACGUGCUGAAACAAAUUCUCAGCGAUGUAGACGAUCGGACUCAGGGAGAGCAGUUCAUUCGGAUUAUUGAGGCGGCCAAAAAGGCAUUGUAAGUUUAUUUCGGUGAGUUUUAUUCUAUUUAUCGGUAUUCUAAAUAUACAGACAUAUUUGUGAAUGAUUUUAAAUAGU